This is a messenger RNA of Patiria miniata (bat star), 1041 nucleotides long. Its product is annotated as metabotropic glutamate receptor 3-like. The coding region runs from base 1 to 1041 and encodes 346 amino acids. Lineage: Eukaryota; Metazoa; Echinodermata; Asteroidea; Valvatida; Asterinidae. The transcript is spliced from 2 exons. The record is from RefSeq and is a predicted model, not a curated record. Gene Ontology annotation, cellular component: membrane. Gene Ontology annotation, molecular function: group II metabotropic glutamate receptor activity. Gene Ontology annotation, biological process: G protein-coupled glutamate receptor signaling pathway; regulation of synaptic transmission, glutamatergic.
AUGGUGCAGGGAGCAGCUGUCAUCAACUUCCCCUGUCGCUGUUUGUUCGUCAUCCUCGUCUUGGUGUUUCUCAUCAGCGAGGUGGGGACGUACAGCGGUGUCCACUACACCCAGCGCGGGGACCUCAACCUCGGGGGCUUGGUGCCUCUCCACGACUACGACGAGAAGAACCAAGAGUGCGGCAAGCUUCGCAACAUCGGGGCCCUGAAGCGGCAAGAAGCUAUGGUCUACGCCGUCGAAGCCAUCAACCGGAACACCAGCUUACUUCCCGGUGUCGUCCUGGGCUUCGAGAUCUACGACACCUGCUCUUCCAACGCCGUGACGCUCCGUGACUGCUUGAAUUUCAUCCCGCCCCAGCGGUGGAAUGGCAACUGCUCUCUCUUCAAGUCCAGCGAGCACUGCCCUGAGACCACACCGCCCAUAGUCGGCGUGGUUGGGGCGCAGAGAAGCGGCUCCAGCGUCCAAGCGGCCAUCCUACUCGGUCUUUACCAAAUCCCACAAGUUAGCUACCUGUCCACGAGUGACGAGCUGUCCAACAUCUACCGCUAUCCGUACUUCCUGCGGACCGUCGGACCCGACAGCUACCAGGUAGCGGCCAUAGCGGACCUGAUCGUGGAGUAUGGUUGGAAUUACGUCUCGUUCAUCAACUCCGACGACACGUACGGGAAGAGCGCGCAGCAGGCCUUCCGUACGACUGCGCAAAAGCUGGGCGUCUGCAUCGCCAUCACUCGCACGGUGUCCUUAUACGCCACGGACGAGACAUUUGACGAGCUUGUAACCGAGUUGGUAACUCUACAAACGAACAGUCAUGCAGUGGUAGUUAUUCUCUUUGUUCAACUCGAGAUGGCCAAGGACAUCUUUGCAGCGGCCACCAGAGCUGGGGCCAAGCAGAGGUUUAUCUGGAUCGGAAGCGAUGGCUGGGGCAACUAUGGGAACAGUGCGGUGGAGGGAAAUAUUAACGCUACAGUUGAAAGACUGGACACGGCAGACAAGAAAGUAUACCCACAGUCGUCGCUAGAAGCCAAAGAGAAGGAAAGAUGA